This is a messenger RNA of Bombus pyrosoma, 2195 nucleotides long. RefSeq lists its product as uncharacterized. The transcript has 6 exons. Lineage: Eukaryota; Metazoa; Arthropoda; Insecta; Hymenoptera; Apidae. The coding region runs from base 1280 to 2032 and encodes 250 amino acids. The record is from RefSeq and is a predicted model, not a curated record.
AAAUUAUUAAAAUGAAAUAAAUUUCGUAGAUGAUAUUUAUAAUCGUAACACCAUGUAAAUGUUUCGCGAUGUUUGCGUGGAGCAACUUAUUUCGGGCAAUAAUAUGAUGACGGUGUUUCGCUUAUAAAUAGUUUUCUAUGUAUUACAUUUACGUGCAAGGUUGUUUUAACUAUAGAUGUGCUGUUUCAAACUCAAACUACACAAAAGUAUUUAUCCAGAUGUUACAUUCCUCUAUUCGCCUUAAAGAAAGAAAGAAUUGUAGUAAACCACUUAUAGAUUUCGUUGAAAAUUGUUCAAGUGAUCCAUAUACUAUUUUAUACCUUUCCCCUUACGCGGAAACUUUCGUCAAGAAUGAUAUCCUCUUUAAUAUGCAACUUUUUUAUGCAAUUAUUCUUAUUUUAUGAAAAACAAAUUUGCAACUUUACUUUAUUGUAGAUCUUUUAUUAUUAAUACAUGUCAAUAAUUAAAUAAAAAUUCAUGAAAUGAAAAGAAUUAUUAGUGGAAUCUGUACAACGAAACAAAUCUUGGUUUUAUGUCAAAAACCUAAAAAUAAAUUUUUAACAGAAAAAUUUGUAGAGAUUUGGUUCUUUAUUUUAAUAUCUAAUUAAUAUGAAUAAUUGAAGAAAAAAGGAGAGGAAUAAUUUAGAAAUAAAUAAUUAUUAUAAAUAAGCACGAACCAAUAGCUUUUUUUAUAAUGAUUUAAAAAAAUACUAUAAAUCUAUUGAAAAAGAAUACACUUGUAACGUUAAUGUAAAGCAUUACAAGUUUGAGAUAUAUAGGUAUAUUUCAUUCGAAGAUUCCAAAUUAUUAACUCAUAUGAAUCACUAUAAACUCGUUGCCCAUGAAAAUCGUCAUUGUUUGUUUGUAACGCCACUUACGAUUCGAUUUACAAGAAAAGAAAUGAAGUAAAAUGGAACAAUACAAAAUUUGUAAUUCUUUGUAUAAAAACAUGAUAUAAAAAAUUAUCAAUUUUAUUAAAAAGGAUUAUUAUCUUUUUAUUUUUAUCUAUUUUCUUAUAUAAUCGGAAUCUCUAUACCGGAAAUCCUGUCAAAAUUUAAUUUGUUCAGAAAGAGACACGAGGAUACGAAACGUGAUUAAUUCCAUAUUUUCAUAGUCCCAUUUUCCAUUUCCUUAGCAUUCGCGAAUAAAGUUUGAGGUUUAUUGAAGAUGUGAGUAUUAAUAAGUAAUAUUAUUAAUUAUACUAAACGUUAUUCGUGAAACUUAUAUUAUUUUCAAAUUUAUACUUAUAUUACUUAAUACAUUAAUUUAGAGAAAAAAUAUGUCAAUGUUAGAUUUAAAAAUAACGUGUUCAUAUAAAACUGUAAAUAUGGGACGCUCAUACAAAAAAUGUAAAGUACGUAGAGGCAUGUUAUUUUACCAUUUGGUGCAAUCUCGUAAAAACAAUUUAUGGAGAAAAAUAAAAUAUCCAAAUAAAUGUGACAAAAUUAACAAAGCAUUGUUGAAGGUAUACGUAGACCGUACGUUAAAUAAUACACGUAGUGAGAAGGUUAAAAGACAACCAAAUAACUCUAAAGUACCAUGUAGAAUAAUAUCAGUAGUAUCUUUGGAAACAGUUAAAAACCUAUGUGUUCCUAGAAUGGAAGAUUGGAAAGAGGAAAAUGUAGCAAUCUAUGAUCCUUGGAGAAGCACUGAGGAUAGAAAUAUUAUACGAAGCUUAGUAGGAGGCACAAAAGCAGAAAAGAAGCAAUUUAGAUUAGCUGAACGACAAAGAAUCCAAAGUCUUGAAAAAAGAGGUAUAUUGAAUUCAAAUCAAAAAACCAGCUUUAUAUAUAAAACAUCAAAGAAAGUUGUAGAUAUUACACAAGUUGUGGAUGAUUUGAAAAGAUUAUACCUAAAUAAUUUAAAAAAUAUUGAUAUUAGUACACUGGAGAAUAUUGAUAUUAAGAAACUAUCUAUAAGCAACAUUGAUAAAAAGAACACUUCUGUGGGGAAAGAUGAUAAGGCAGGAGUCAUAGAACAGGAAUUAGUACAAAAAUUCAAAAAAUUGAUGCUUUAUCACUUCACAAAAUAAAUUUUUUAAAGCUGGCAAACUAAGAGAAUUUUAUUUAAGAAAGUGCAUAUUUCCUGAGACACCCUUUAUAUAAAAAUUGCCUUAAUUAUAAAAUUUACAUUCACCAUAUUUGUGUAUUUUACUGUAUGUAUGAUACACAUAUGUACACUUUGGGAACUGAAAU